This is a messenger RNA of Solanum tuberosum (potato), 2103 nucleotides long. Its product is annotated as glycerophosphodiester phosphodiesterase protein kinase domain-containing GDPDL2-like. The record is from RefSeq and is a predicted model, not a curated record. Bases 64 to 2001 code for a protein of 645 amino acids. Lineage: Eukaryota; Viridiplantae; Streptophyta; Magnoliopsida; Solanales; Solanaceae. The transcript is spliced from 5 exons. Gene Ontology annotation, biological process: protein phosphorylation. Gene Ontology annotation, molecular function: ATP binding; polysaccharide binding; protein kinase activity.
CUCUCAAUUCUUUUCUUCUCUUGGAAACAGUAGGAAGGAAAAGAAUCAACAUAGUUAGUACAAAUGUAUUUUUGUAGGGGAACCAUUAUGCUUAAAUAUUCAACAUUAAUCCUCAUCUUUCUGCAAACAUGCAAUGCUUGGAUGAUCGAAUCCUCCUACUGUCCCCCUUCUGCUUGUGGCCAUAUCCGUAACAUAAGCUACCCUUUUCGCUUAAACACUGAUCCAAAAGAUUGCGGAGAGGAUCCAGCAUAUGAGUUAGCUUGUGAAGGUAACCAAACUGUCAUAUCGUUAUUCUCCAAGAAGCUGUAUGUGCAAGCCAUCAACUAUAAUAAUGGGACAAUUCACCUGGUAGAUCUAACUUUACAAACACAAGAUGAUCUAUGCUCUUUGAGAUCUCACCCUAACUUCAACCAAUACUAUAUAAUCUCUAAAUCAGAAUUCUCUAAAUCAGAUAUUGUUAGAAUUACAAAAUUUCAAAUAAGUGCAGAGCCCAUUUUCAUGUUCAACUGUCCAAUUGCUGUUAAUAAUUCUUCCACAUUUCUAGAAAUUAGAGGCUGCAAAUUUAGCAGAUACACUUAUAUAAAGAUUGGAAAAAUGCAUGUCGGUGAAGUGAGUGAUGGAUGCAGAGCAGAAUUUAUAGGCCUGACCUCAUGGCCUAAUAUUAAAAAUGCAGAGAACAACAUUUCCCUUUCUGAUUUUCAUCAAGCACUCCUCUACGGAUUUGACAUUUAUUAUCCGAAUCAGCAACGUUUUGAAGAAAGGAGGACAAGUGUUCUUGAAAAGAUUGUCGGUGUUAUUGAUUGGAUUCGCUGGAGCAGUAUACCGCUACUUCAGCUUGUCGCCAAGUACUAUUUCGGAGCAAAAUUUGUGAUCGGCCUUCCGUUAGUAAUUGUAUUUCUGGUGAUCAAAUUCAAAAGAAGGCAUUUGUCCAUGUAUGAUACUAUUGAAGGCUUUUUGCGAACACAAAAUAAUUUCAAGCCAAUCAGAUAUAAUUACUCCCACGUAAAGAGAAUGACCAGAGGGUACAAAGAGAAAUUAGGUGAGGGAGGUUACGGCAGUGUAUACAAAGGAAAGCUUCAAAGUGGAAGAGAUGUAGCAGUGAAGAUGCUGAACAAGCCUAAAGCAGGUGGUCAAGACUUCAUGAAUGAAGUAGCUACCAUUGGAAGGAUCCAUCAUGUCAAUGUGGUUGGACUCGUGGGGUAUUGUGUUGAGGGAACAAAGCGUGCUCUUGUUUACGAUUUCAUGCCCAAUGGAUCACUCGACAAGUAUAUCAGCACUAGUCAAGAAGGAAGUCCUCUGUUAAGUUGGCAGAGGAAGUAUGACAUUAUUCUUGGAGUGGCUCGUGGAAUUGGGUAUUUGCAUCGAGGCUGUGAUGUACGGAUUUUGCAUUUUGACAUCAAUCCCCAUUUUGACAUCAAGCCACACAACAUUCUUUUGGAUGAGAAUUUCAUUCCAAAGAUUUCUGACUUUGGGCUUGCAAAAUUAUAUCCAACAGAUAAUAGCAUUGUGAAUCUCACAGCUGCUCGCGGAACGAUUGGCUAUGUAGCUCCAGAAUUGAUCAGCAGAAGCAUUGGAGCAAUCUCUUACAAAGCUGAUGUUUACAGCUUUGGAAUGCUGCUAAUGGAAAUGCUGGACUUGAAUAGACAUGAAGUUGCAAAUGAAGAGAAUUCCAGCCAAUAUUUUCCUUAUUAUAUUUACGAUAAGUUCAACAAGGGGAAGGAGAUCCUGGUGGAUGAAGAAGCAAAUGAUGAUGAAAAGAAGAUGGCUAGAAAGCUGAGUUUAGUUGCAUUAUGGUGCAUACAAACAAAUCCAAUACAGCGCCCUUUGAUGAGUAAAGUAUUAGAAAUGCUUGAAGGUGAAGUUGAAGUGCUAGAAGUACCUCCUCAGCCUAUUCAAUCUCAACCGAUUGUUCAUCAGAUGAUGGGAAGUUCUAUGACUUUUUCGUCUGAUUCAAUGGCUUUGUUAGAAAAUUCUGUCAAAGUAGACAUUUGUUCUGAUUGAUUAUAGUUUUGUAUUGUUCAUUUAAAAUGACAUAUAUACGAGAAGGGAUUCACAUUUUACGAAGGGUCAGGUCUGAGUUGGUCCGUCUCAUUCACUGCGUUC